Molecule: messenger RNA, 2570 nt
Organism: Mizuhopecten yessoensis (Yesso scallop)
Lineage: Eukaryota; Metazoa; Mollusca; Bivalvia; Pectinida; Pectinidae
Product: RNA-binding protein 42-like
Exons: 5
Coding region: 35-1339 (434 amino acids)
Molecular function (GO): mRNA binding
Source: RefSeq, a predicted model, not a curated record
AAACAAACGUCCAAGUGAUAUAGACGCCGGCAAAAUGGAGGACAAAAUGGCCAUGCAGAUGCUAACUGAUCAGAAAUUGAAGGAAAUGGAAGCGGAAAUGAACCGCUUUGAGCAGGAGAUUUUCACACCUGAUGGGAAAGGUGUAAUUGCUGCUAAUCGAAUGAUCAUUGGCUCUAACACUUAUAACAAGGUCAAAGCUCGCAUCAUCCGUCAUGGAGACUCGGAUGAGUAUGAGCCUCAAGCUGCUGCAACUAGUCAGGAGGCAAAUAUCCCUGCUUCAGUAUUAUCAGCACCACCACCUCCCCCUCCAUCUUUAUUGACAAAAAAUAAGCCAUCAGGAGAGGCCCCCCCUAUAGCUCCUCCCCCGCCCCCACCAACAUUGUCCUUCGUCCCUCCUCAGAUUCGUAACUGGACACCUCCACCUCCACCACCAAGACCGCCAAUGCACGGUAUGAAUAGACCUUUUAUGGGACCACAUGGUGGACCAAGAAACUUUGGUCCUGGUCCAGGUCCAUAUCAUCCUGUCUCAGGCCACAAUGGCCCCUAUAAUGGCCCCUAUAAUGGCCCGCCUCACCCACCUAUGGGAAUGAACCCUCACAUGAUGCCACCUGGUGGCCCUAUGGGACCGAUGGGCCCCAUGGUGCCAGCAUCGUCGCAACAGGAAACAGUCAUUGAGAAACCAAAGGUUGUGUAUUCCGCAGCACCAGUAAGGCUACACCCCAAAACUGGAAAAAUUAAAAAGCCCAAAAUGACUACACCAGCAACAACCACUGUUAUAGAAUCUGCCACAGAGACACAUGGUAAAGAUACAGCAGACAGGGGUGGGGCGAUUACAACAGGGAUGAUUCCAACAGAUAUCGGAAUGGCGGCUUCCUCAUUCACCACUGAGGAGGAAUGUGAUAUGAUGGAGGCGGAUAUUGAUGACUCGGGAGUUGGUGGGAAAAAAUCAAAAAAAGAUAAAAAGAAAAAGUUUAUUCGAACAGCGGCUGGUGAUACAUGGGAGGACCCGUCACUUGACGACUGGGAAUCAGAUGACUUCAGAAUAUUCUGUGGUGACCUUGGGAAUGAGGUAACAGAUGAAUGUCUAGCUCGUGCCUUCAGUAAAUAUCCAACGUUUCUGAAGGCCAAAGUUGUCCGAGACAAACGCUCCAAUAAGACAAAGGGCUACGGUUUUGUUAGCUUCACCGAUCCAACAGACUUCGUUAGGGCGAUGCGAGAGAUGAACGGUAAAUAUGUUGGUAACCGGCCGAUUAAGCUCAGGAAAAGUGUGUGGAAGGAGAGAAACAUCGACGUCGUGCGACGAAAGGACAGGGAGAAGAAACGUCUUGGACUGAGAUGAAAAUGCAGAGGGGAUGAUCGAAUUAUAUCAGUGAUAUCCGUGUACCUUUUGACAAUGCACAAAUGACCAUGGAGAUUCAGGACUUUUAGAACGUUGUCAUUUUCUUUGAAGGAGUUAUCUAUGGAUUUACUUUCGAAAUCAUGAUUGCUUGUGAAAAUUAAAAAAAACUAACGGGCUGAUGUCUGUACUGAAAUGUUUGGUCGGACGCAGAUAUAAUUGAAGUAAACAUAAACAAAUAAGAUGCUGGUCUGCAUAAUUGAACGGUGUUAUCAUGCAAAAUCGUAUAAAGUAGACACCAGUGUAUGCUGAAAACAGCAAUCCACGUGUCUGAUCUAAUGAAUACCGCGAUUGCAUUGUCAGUAUUUUUUAAUGUUGUUAAUUUCAGGAGGACUAUGUCGUUAUUUUUUGUGGUGACAUUGUAAACGGGAUCAAAUAAUAAAACAUAUGUAUUGCCGUAGGUCUUUACAUAAAUAGAUAAUGCGCUAUACUAUUCUGGGAUUGUGCAUUGUUAUACGGUCAUACAUUCUAGUAUAUAUAUAUAUAUAUCAAGAAGUAGCACACAGCCAGGAGUAAACUGGUACGUAACAACAAUAUCCCUUAAUAAAGCACAACUUCUUGUCGAAUUAUUUGUGAUGUUUAAACAAACAGUAUUCCUCGGGAUGAAAAAUAAUAAAAAAAGAUAUAUUACUGGCGAUUGUAGAAUCUGCAUCUAUGUCGUUGUCGGUUUCGUAUUGUAAACAAAAAUGAAGUAAAUACUUAAGAUGAAGGCUUGAGCAUUUCAGUCGAAGCCAAAAUGUUUAUUUGUUAUGAGCAAAGUUAAACUUGUAGUAAAUCUGUCAGGACAGAGAUAAGAUAUGAAAAUAGCUGUUGGAUGCUUUAAAAAAAGAAUCUGCCGCAAAUACAACCACUUACAAAUGACAAGUAAUAAUAGCAAAGAAAGUUUAAAGUAGGUAUAUGAAAAUAACUUAUAUAUUGUAAUGUUCUGUUGAUAUUUUUUGGCUCAAAAUAGUCUUUCUGGUAAAUAUCAGUAAUAGUAAAACUUCCUGCAAUAAUAAUAAAAACAGCCUUUUCACUACAUUGAGUGGGAUCCAUACCAAACACUAUUAAGUGGUAUGUAUGUCCAUAGUAAAAGGGUAGGAGACCAAAAUGCCAGUCUUAACAAACGUAUUGUGUGUAAUAACACAGCAUAAGCAAGUUUGAUAUCAUAAAAAAUAAAAAUAAUUGAUGUACC